AUGGACGGAAGAGGAGGUUGUUGCAUAGUCAGAAACUCAACUGGUGCAUAUGAUAAGUCAACCAUGGAAAGAAUAAUGCUUAGAUUUCGCCCUAUCGCUCCGAAGCCUUCAGUAGCCGGAACCGGAAACACCGCUUCUGAAGGCUCUUCAACGGAGAGCGGUGAUGCUUUUUACAAAGCCGGCAGAGCUAGAAGAAAGUACGUUAAACAAAGUAUUACAACUGAGAAACGAAGGAUCCGCCGGAAGAAAACCGUUUAUUCAACGGAAAAUAAGCAUCCGGUGCCGGUUACUCUUCCUUUACUCCCGGAAGCACCCGAUCCGAAGGAAUCUCCGGCGAGAGAUCUAACCCUAACGGCAGAAAGUAAAAACAUGCCACAGUGUCAGUGGCUGAGUUUCGAGAACCACGACAAGGUAGUAACGAUGGAUCCGGUUACGAAGUGCUAUUAUUCGAGCGUGACGGUGGAGUGCGUGAUGGACGCGUGGGUGGAGGGUGAGGGUUUAGGGAGUACGGACGAAGAAAGGAGAAUGAAGAUGAGCAUGGACACGUGUCCGGGGUUUAUAUCGGACGGUUACGGGAGAGUGACGUGGACGAACGGAGCGUAUAGGGAGAUGAUGGGUGAGGGAGGUGUGGUGUUGUUGAUGAAAGCAAGUGGCGUGGUUCUGUCACCGUCGUUCACGUGUAGGGUUAGAGUGGUGCAGUCUGAAUGUGGGAGCGGAAGGGAGAGAAACUCUCUGACGCUCCCUUGUGAUGUGUGGAGAAUGGAUUUUGGUGGGUUUGCAUGGAGAUUAGAUGUUAAAGCUGCUCUUAGCUUGAGAUUGGGUUGCUAA
Vicia faba (fava bean) is the source of this 828-nucleotide messenger RNA. NCBI's taxonomy places the organism in Eukaryota, Viridiplantae, Streptophyta, Magnoliopsida, Fabales, Fabaceae. The record is from the annotation of a GenBank genome assembly.